This is a messenger RNA of Pyrenophora tritici-repentis Pt-1C-BFP, 1860 nucleotides long. Its product is annotated as BetA, Choline dehydrogenase and related flavoprotein. Gene Ontology annotation, biological process: secondary metabolite biosynthetic process. Gene Ontology annotation, molecular function: flavin adenine dinucleotide binding; oxidoreductase activity, acting on CH-OH group of donors. The record is from RefSeq and is a predicted model, not a curated record. Lineage: Eukaryota; Fungi; Ascomycota; Dothideomycetes; Pleosporales; Pleosporaceae.
AUGUUGGGAUUUGCGUGCGUGUAUGGCGUAGCCGUGCUCACUUUGGUAGCUGCGGCGCCUACACAAGGUUCGGGUCUUUGCGAAGGUGUGCCAGGAGAUGCGUCUUAUGACUACGUGGUCAUUGGCGGCGGCACAGCGGGACUCGCAAUAGCUUCACGGUUGUCUGCGGCUGCAUCCGUGGCAGUUGUGGAAGCCGGCGGGCUCUAUGAACAAGACAACGGCAACCAGUCAGUAGUACCAUACUAUGGUCUUGUCAUGCCUGUCCUUGCAACCACCGAAGAAUACCCGAAGCAACCUCUUAUCGAUUGGGACUUGGUGACUACAGCGCAACCUUCAGCUGGCAACCGUCGCAUCCACUACGCCCAGGGCAAAACCUUGGGCGGAAGCUCAGCUAUAAACACCAUGGCGUACCACCGCGGGACUCUUGGCGCUUUUCAGCGCUGGGCAGAUCAAGUUGGAGAUCAGAGUUACGUGUUUAACAAAGUCCUUCCCUACUUCAAGAAGUCAUCUACACUCACCCCACCAAAUUUGGAGAAACGCAAGACGCCAAAUGCGACUGUACGAUAUGAUCCCAACGCGUUUAAUAACGCUUUAGGCGGGCCACUGCAGGUCUCAUGGGCUAACUGGGUCGAUCCAGCCCAAAGCUGGCUUGUGCGUGGCUUGCAAGCAGUUGGGCUGGAAUUGAGCACCAAAGGAUUCAACAGUGGAGAAUUGAAAGGCGGUGCAUGGGUGCCAACGACAAUUGAUCCAAGGGACGCUAGAAGAAGUACUUCCAAAAGCAGCUACCUUGACGCAUCGUCAAAGGGCACUUCGCGUCCGGUUGUCUACCUGCGUUCACAGGCAAGUAAGAUAGUGUUCGACAAACAGAAAAAGGCGGUAGGAGUAUCCGUCACAACUGGGGGAAAGACGUACACGCUCUCUGCAAAGAGAGAGAUUGUACUUUCUGCAGGCGUGUUUCAUUCACCCCAGCUUCUUAUGCUCUCGGGUAUUGGACCCGCUGAUACCCUUGCUUCAUUUUCUAUUCCCAUCGUCUCCAGUCUGGCUGGGGUUGGCAAGAAUCUGUGGGACCAGAUCUUCUUCAAUGUGCUCCGCGGCAUUACUGUGCCAAACACAGGGACAUAUCUUGCGACACCGGCUCAACAGGCUCUUGCAGUACAGCAGUACACAUUGAAUGCUUCGGGGCCGUACAGCUCAGGAGGAGGCUAUCUCUCGUUCGAGAAGUUGCCACAGAAAUAUCGUACUGGUUUUUCUAGCCGCACUGCCAAGUUGCUCAACGAUUUCCCGGCUGAUUGGCCCGAGAUUGAGUACAUCGCGUCUGGAUUCCCUAGCGGCAGUGCAAACUACUCUACUAUUGGAGCCAUUAGUGCGACGCUGCUCACCCCUACAUCGAGAGGCAACGUCACAAUCAGCAGUGCGUCGGUUUCAGACCCGCCAGUCAUUAACUUGGGCUGGCUAACCGAUCCCGCCGAUGGAGAGAUCCUGGUUGCGGCUUUCAAGCACGUACGAGAAGCUUGGGCUACUUCUACCCUUUCUGGCGUUGUGUACGGCCCAGAGAUCGCGCCCGGUGCUGCAGUGUCCUCGGAUGCGGAUAUUUUGAAAUUUAUCCGAGAGAAUGCACAGCCCAUAUGGCAUGCAAGUUCGACAUGUGCAAUGGGCAAAUCUGCCAAGGAUGGCGCGGUGGUGGAUUCCAAAGGUCGCGUGUUUGGUGUGAAGGGGCUGCGUGUGGUGGACAACUCCAUCACGCCCUUCAGCGUGCCGGGUCACCCGCAGAGCUCCGUGUAUAUGCUAGCCGAGAAGAUUGCCCAAGACAUGCUGGUAUGAUAGCGCUCUAAGAUAUUAUCAAUUCACUCAUAGAGAUUG